Molecule: messenger RNA, 2703 nt
Organism: Colletotrichum siamense
Lineage: Eukaryota; Fungi; Ascomycota; Sordariomycetes; Glomerellales; Glomerellaceae
Gene: bglO-1
Product: putative beta-glucosidase O
Exons: 2
Coding region: 1-2703 (900 amino acids)
Biological process (GO): carbohydrate metabolic process
Source: RefSeq, a predicted model, not a curated record
AUGGCGAACCUCAAAGUUGUCGAUGUUCGCGUUGACCAUUAUCGACCGAAUUACACCUUGGGAAUUCACGUCGAAAGACCUCGCAUCUCAUGGCGCUACAGUGACGCGCCCCCAAACUUCACCCCCGGCGAGCAGAUCAUUCGAAUCUCGCGUCUCUCGAGCUCCGGCCCCACCGUCCUCGGCGAGUUUUCUGGAAAUGACACAAACACCCAAGACGUCCCAUGGCCGGUGAGCGAAGCCAUCGGGUCUCGCGAGAAGUACUCUGUGGAGGUGCGCGCUUGUGGUGCGGAUCAAACGGAGCUGUCGCCAUGGAGUGAGCCCUACGUAUUCGAGACGGGCUUGUUGAGCCGUAGCGACUGGAGCAGCAAGCUCAUCUCGGCACCAUGGGCGGAAGAGAGCAAAGAUGCUCCGCAGCCUGAGGAUCUGUUCCGAAGAGAGUUCAAGUCCGAGGACCGCGUCCAAUCUGCACGGCUCUAUGUAACUGCCCAGGGCAUCUACGAGGCCGAGAUCAAUGGGAAAAGGGUCGGUGACUACUUCCUUGCACCCGGCUGGACGAGCUACGACGGUCGACUGCAGUAUCAGACAUAUGAUGUCACCGAGUACAUCUCAUCUUCUUCCAACUGCAUCGGAAUCCGCGUGGCCGAGGGCUGGUUCAACGGCCGCAUCGGGUUCGAGGGAGGCCGUCGCAGUAUCUGGGGCACCAGAACUGCCGUUAUGGCUCAGCUUGAGAUCACCUACGAGGACGGAAGAUUAGAGACCAUCAUCACAGACAGUGCUUGGAAGGUUACCCGUGGACCGACAAAGCUUGCCGAGAUUUAUGACGGAGAGAAGUACGACGCCACUGCAGAAGUUGCCGGCUGGUCUACCACAUCGACGAGCGGCGACUGGUCACCGGUAGAGGUUCUGCCUGAAUUGCCCAGUAACGUGGACCUCAUCGCGGGAUUUGGAGAGCCAGUUCGGCGCAUGGAAUCCUGGAUGCCCAAAGAGCUGAUCACGACACCAUCAGGCAAAAUCAUCCUUGAUUUUGGCCAGAACCUUGUUGGAUAUGUCCGAUUCAAGAACGUCGAGGCCGAGCGCGGCCACCAGCUCACCUUCCGUCACGCAGAAGUCCUCGAAAACAGAGAGCUCGGCACUAGGCCUCUGCGUGAUUGUCAAGCAACGGAUGUUUACACCUUCAAGGGCGAUCCGGAGGGCGAGAGCUGGGAACCGCGCUUCAGCUUCCACGGCUUCCGCUACCUUCAGAUUGACGGCUGGCCGGGGUAUCUCAAUCCCUGCAGAGGAGCGCUUAAAGUUGUCGUCUGUCAUACGGACAUGCAAGAAGCAGGCACCUUUUCCUGCUCAGAUAGGCGGCUGAACCAGCUCUUCAGCAAUGUCCGCUGGUCCAUGAGGGGCAACUUCCUGUCUGUGCCCACCGACUGCCCUCAAAGAGACGAGCGGUUGGGGUGGACGGGAGACCUCGCGCUCUUUGCACCCACUGCUACCUACGUCUACGACUGCUUUGGCAUCCUGAAGAAUUGGCUGGCAGAUGUCGCCUUUGAUCAAAAUGAGCUGGAGGGGAUCCCACCUAUGGUAUCUCCGAAUGUCCUCAAGGGCCAUCAGAACUGGGGCAAGAUUGGAGCCAACGCCAUCUGGCAUGAUGUUGUCGUCUUGGCACCGUGGGCUCUUUAUGAAGAGACGGGAAAUGCAAGCAUUCUCCGGGAUCAGUAUGAGUCCAUGACGACCUGGAUCGGAAAAAUACCCAGAAACAAAACUGGAUCAGUACAUCUUUGGGACUUUGGAUUGUUUCAAUUAGGAGACUGGUUGGAUCCCAAUGCACCCCCCGAUGAGCCGAUGAAGGCAGUCACAGAUCCUCCUCUCGUCGCCAACGCAUUCCUCAUCCGUUCACUAGACUUGCUCAUCCAAGUCGCAAUCAUCCUUGAAAAGAACGAAGACGCAGAGCACUACCGCAAAGAAUCUGCCGCAGCCCGACAAGAAUUCCUCGAUGAGUACGUCAGCGCCAACGGACGCCUGACAUCCGACUCUCAGACAGCUUACGCCCUCGCAAUCGCCUUCGACCUUCUCUCUCCAAAGCAGACCCAGCGCGCAGGCGACCGUCUUUCGGAAAUUGUCCGCCGCAACGCCUUCAGAAUCGGCACAGGCUUCGCUGGCACGCCGUAUAUCUGCGAAGCACUCACGCGCACGGGACACAGCGAUGUGGCGUACGCGAUGCUGCUGAACGAAGCGUGCCCUUCAUGGCUGUAUCCCGUCAAGAUGGAGGCUACGACGGUCUGGGAGCGCUGGGAUAGCAUGCUGCCCGACGGCUCGAUCAACCCCGGCGACAUGACGUCGUUCAACCACUACGCGUUUGGUGCUGUGGCCAAGUUCAUGGUUGAGCGGUUGGCUGGUUUGAAACGACUGGAUCCCGGUUGGAAGAGGUCAAGGGCUGAGCCAGUGCUCGGCGGCGAGUUCACGCAUGCGGCGGCUGAGCAUCUCACUCCGUAUGGCAAAGUUUCCUGCAAAUGGGAGUUGACUGGCAGCGACACUACUCUUUCGGAGCUGAAGGUUCAAGUUGUUGUUCCUCCAUUGACAGAGAUGGAAGUGGUGUUGCCUGGCAAGGAUGGACCAAAAGUCGAGGUUGUCGGGUCAGGCGAGUGGUCUUUCGUGGUGGAGUAUGAGCGAAAGCAUCAGUGGCCGGUGAAGGCGCUUUCCAUCUUCCCCGAGUAG